CUUCGAGUGCUAAUGUAUAACUUGGUCAUUGGGACUAGUCUGUCGCUGGUUGUGUGAAGACUAGCUUUCGUCCGUCUCGUGCCUUCGUGCCGACCGCCGCUCUGCCCCGUCGAGUUUUCUGAUAUGUUUAUCCCUCUUACCCUCUCUUCUCCCCUUUCAGCUCCUCGCCGCUCGCCUACGAGGUCGUCGCCGAACGACGAUCCGAGUCUACGCGCCUAGUCGCCGCGACAUUAGGUCGAGAUCUCCCCUCCGGUGCUGACGCUCUAAACAAGAGUGUCCCCGCCGCCGCUACAUUGUCUCCCCCACCCUGGACUGCACCGGCAGACUUCACGCGUGGGACACAGAAGACCAAGACCACUGUCACCGACGGAAGGACCUAGACGACGGACUCUGGUACUGGGUACCGUGCAAGCAAAACCCCUGCCUGAACCGUCAUCACCGUCCUGCGCGGAUCAACUGGAACGCCUUUGCGGACGAGUUCAUCCCAGUCCCUGACUCCCCCAUCGCUGAGUCACCCACGACUCGAUCCCCCAUCCCCGGCACUCCGACCGACGAGCUUAAAGUAGCGCUACUCAUCGCGCUUCCCCCAUCCCCUAUCAUCCCCCCAACCCGUCCACCGUCCGCUCCACCCAUCAUGGGACAACAAGGCGGACAACCGCAGACGACAGGCCCCGCCAACAACCCCCAGCAGACCCAACCGGGCACCCAGACGGCAACACAACCCCCGGACCCCAUGACGGUCCUACUCCAAUCGAUGACCCUCCUCACCCAGUCCAUGGCGCAGCUCGCCAACUCGACCACCGGGACCAACAGCGUGAAGGCGGUUCAGAAGCCCUCUCUCUUCAAAGGCGGACAGGGGGGCGAAGCACGACGCUUCCUGGCCGCGUUCACUCUCUGGGCCAUGUCCCAAGGAUCAACGCUCAACCACGUGGACGCCACGGGCAACACGAUCAGCGCACACGAUGACCAGUGGAUUCGGGCAGUCCUCUCCUUCAUGCAGGACAGUGCGGCUCUCUGGGCCACUCCGGCGAUGGAGGAGAUCACGCAGGGCACCACCCCGUUCAAAGGCUUGUGGACGGAGUUCCGCACCCAGUUCAAGGCCCGAUUCGAGACGGUCGACGAGGCGGUCGAUGCGAAGGAACGCCUCCGUACGUUGUGGCAAGGCUCCAUGACUGUUCCGGAGUACGCCGCACGGUUCAACGAGCUCUCCACCCGUACGGGCUACUCCAAGGCCGACCUCCGAGACUGCUUCUACGAACACCUGGCGGACUCCAUCAAGGACGAGUUGGUGCACACAGCGAGGCCCAUCGCUUCUCUCGAAGACCUCAUCACCGUCCGACAUCGACGUCCGUGUCCGCCAACGCCGUGCCGAACGGGAUCGUCAGCGCGGACGCACCACCACCACCACCACCGCGGCCAAGCCGGCUGUUCCGCUGCAUACCACCCCCUUCACGCCGCCUGCCCGGGACCCGAACGCAAUGGACAUCGACGCGAGUUCAACCGCCUCAUGCACGGCAAGUGCUACGGUUGCGGGUCUACGGCGCACGUCAAGAAGGACGGUGGCCACAAUCGGGACAUCUGCGGCUACUGUCGCCGUGUAGGGCACCGCGAGACAGUGUGCAUGGACAAGUUCCUGAAGAAGCCCCGUUCGCAGAAGCUCGCUGCCACGGAGGAGGGACCUGAGGAACCCCAGGUCGCAGCAUCAACAUCGACGUCUGCGGACGCCGGAGCAACCAACGCCCUCAUCGCGCAGCUCAUGGAGCAGCAGAAGGCCCUCGCGGACCAGCUUGCCUCUCUGCAGAAGUCUUUUUAGAGCGAGCGCGUGCGAAAGCUGCCGCAGCAGCGCCCUCCAGUAUGAGUACGGACUCUUCGCCUCCGCAGAUCCCUGACCCCUGCCUGUACGAUAGUGUUAGUUCGUGUAUCAUUCCCGAAUUAAACCCAUCCAGCUCGCAUUUCCGCGUCAGUGUGAUACUUAAAGGCAGAAACCGUAGUGUACGUUCCGCAGCUAUGAUAGACAGUGGGGCACGGCCCUUUUCAUCAGCCACCGUUUCGUAAAGAAGAACAACGUCUAUUUACAUAGGCUAGCUAGAGAUAUCCCCCUCUACAACAUC
This is a messenger RNA of Dichomitus squalens LYAD-421 SS1, 2111 nucleotides long. RefSeq lists its product as uncharacterized. The record is from RefSeq and is a predicted model, not a curated record. Bases 635 to 1813 code for a protein of 392 amino acids. NCBI's taxonomy places the organism in Eukaryota, Fungi, Basidiomycota, Agaricomycetes, Polyporales, Polyporaceae. The transcript has a single exon.